Molecule: messenger RNA, 4263 nt
Organism: Pungitius pungitius (ninespine stickleback)
Lineage: Eukaryota; Metazoa; Chordata; Actinopteri; Perciformes; Gasterosteidae
Gene: musk
Product: muscle, skeletal, receptor tyrosine kinase
Exons: 17
Coding region: 169-3054 (961 amino acids)
Biological process (GO): positive regulation of neuron projection development; multicellular organism development; protein phosphorylation
Cellular component (GO): plasma membrane; signaling receptor complex
Molecular function (GO): transmembrane receptor protein tyrosine kinase activity; Wnt-protein binding; ATP binding
Source: RefSeq, a predicted model, not a curated record
CCUCGUUGGGCACAGAACUCAUGGCUGUCCCUGGCUGAGACUCACGCCGUCUCACACAGCAAAGAAACACAGAGUGAAGCAACGGGACCGUCUCCUUCAACCGCCAUGAGAAUCUAAAGUGCUUCGUCUCUAUUCGCUCUGUACACGCUGCCUGUCACAGGAACCAGGAUGAAGGUCGUGGUCGCUGGGUCCGUCUAUCUGUUGCUUGUGGUCGCCUCGGUUUACGGGAUGCAGAGAGCGCCUCGCAUCAUCACCUUAUUAGAGACAUUGGAUGUUCUGCUGGAUCACAACGCCACCUUCAUCUGUGAGGUGGAGUCCCAGCCUCGUGCCGACAUCAGUUGGACCAAGAAUAACCACCCAAUCAUGUACUAUGACCCCAGGUACAUCACCAGGGAACACGGACAGAUGCUGAGCAUCCCUCACGUGAGAGAGACGGACAAUGGAGAGUACUGCUGCCUCGCCGCCAACGGCAUCGGAGAGGCGGCCAAGAGCUGCGGGGCUCUGCAGCUCAAGAUGAAGCCACAGAUCAAACGCCAUCCGACCAAUGUUACCCUGCUGAUAGAAUCCAAAGCAGUGCUGCCCUGCGUUACCCUCGGCAACCCUAAACCAGAUGUCACCUGGCUCAAAGAUGACGAGCUCAUCAAAGUCAGUGACCGUGUUACCAUCCUCGACUACGGUGCAUUGAAGAUCCAUCACAUACAGAAGGAGGAUGCAGGACAGUAUCGCUGUGUGGCCAGGAACAGCUUUGGUUUGGCCUUUUCAAAACCGGUCACCAUAGAGGUGCAGGCUCCAGCGCGAAUCCUACGGGCUCCCAAGGAGAAGCGGGUAGCACACGGCGGCCAGAUUUCUUUGGAAUGUAACGCAACGGGUAAUCCCAUCCCCACCAUCACCUGGCUGGAAAAUGGGAACACGAUUUCGGGCGCAUCUGUGGAAGAGACGCUGACCGGCGAGGUGAUCCUGUCCGUCCUCAAAGUGACGGUGAACAAGCCGGCCCUGUACACGUGUCUGGCCUCGAACAGACACAGCGCCGGAGCCAACACCGCCAAGGCUACCGCCAAAGUCACCGUCGCAGAGUGGAGACUCUACAAGGGCGUCGCCGGCUACUGCAGCGCGUACCGCGGGGACGAGUGCCGCACCGUCCUGCGAGAUGACCUUCUGGUCUUCUUUAACUCCUCCCUCUCGGACCCCGAGGACAUGCAGGAAUACCUGGUCCAGAGCUGGUGGACGGAGCUGGAGGGCCUCAGCGCGUUGUGCAUCCCGGCGGCGCGCUCGCUGCUCUGCCACGCCUCCUUCCCCGACUGCAACCCGUCGGGGUCAGGACCGGCGCCCAAACCCGUCUGCAGAGAACACUGCCUGGCAGUGAAGGAGCUGUACUGCCACAAGGAGUGGUUGGUGCUCAAGGGCAGCAGUUCCGUCCAGUCCGGCUUCUUCCGCUCGGCCGCUGGGUCCCACGCACCCAUUUCCCUCCUCCCUAAUUGUCAGGCCCUGCCGAGCCUUCACGCAGAUCCUGAUGCUUGCACACAUGUCCCUUUUGUAGACAUCGAGAAAGAUCAAAUCACAACAGCGUGCUUCAAUGAAAGGGGCCGUUUCUACCAAGGCAGAGCCAAUGUGACCAGGUCCGGGGUGCCGUGUCAGUCAUGGAGCCAACAGGUUCCCCACCAGCACCGCCUAUCCGUUGACGUUAUUCCCGAGUUGAAGAACUCAGCCAACUACUGUCGGAACCCCGGAGGAAUCAGCGACAAGCCGUGGUGUUACACCUCCAAUCCCAACAUCCGCUGGGAGUACUGCGCCGUGCCGCGGUGUGGGGAGACCAGCAUUGAACUAGUGAUGAAGACCGAGUUGCCGGGCCCCCGUCAGACCACUCGUCUGCCUCCAAUGGCCAAACCUUCGUCUCCCGCUUACUCCAUGUCCGUCAUUGUCAUCCUCCUGACUGCACUUGCAGCUGCAGUCUUCCUCUUCAUCUGCAUCCUUGCCUGCCACAGACGGAGGAAACAACGAAGAAACCGAAAGAGAGCCAUGGAGACCCCGACGAUGAGCGCUCUUCCAUCAGAGCUCCUGCUGGAUCGACUCCACCCCAACCCCAUAUACCAGCGAGUUCCCCUGCUGCUGAACUCCAAGCUGAUGGCCCUUGAAUAUCCCCGGAAUAACAUCCAAUAUGUGAGGGAUAUUGGAGAAGGAGCCUUUGGACGGGUUUUCCAAGCAAGGGCACCGGGCCUGCUGCAGAUGGAGUCUUUCACGAUGGUGGCUGUGAAGAUGCUGAAGGAGGAGGCCUCGGCUGAUAUGCAGAACGACUUCCAGCGGGAAGCAGCGCUAAUGGCUCAGUUUGACCAUCCGAACAUCGUUCGCCUCCUAGGCGUGUGCGCGGUGGGAAAGCCCAUGUGCCUGAUGUUCGAGUACAUGGCCCACGGUGACCUCAACGAGUUCCUGCGCCGCCGCUCUCCCUCCCAGUCGGCGCGCACGCUCAGCCGCGGCAGCUUGUCCGGCCGCAGCUUCUCCUCCGAGCUGGAGGCGAGGCCUCUCUCCUGCGCCGAGCAGCUGUUCGUCUCCAAGCAGAUCGCGGCGGGGAUGGCCUACCUGUCGGAGCGCAAGUUCGUGCACCGCGACCUUGCCACCCGGAACUGCCUGGUCGGGGAGGAGAUGGUGGUGAAGAUCGCCGACUUCGGCCUCUCCAGGAACAUCUACUCGGCCGACUACUACAAAGCCAACGAGAACGACGCCAUCCCCAUCCGCUGGAUGCCCCCCGAGUCCAUCUUCUACAACCGCUACACCACCGAGUCGGACGUGUGGGCCUACGGCGUGGUGCUGUGGGAGAUCUUCUCCAACGGGAUGCAGCCGUACUACGGCAUGGGCCACGAGGAGGUCAUUUACUACGUGCGGGACGGUCACAUCCUCGCCUGCCCCGAAAUCUGUCCCCUGGAGCUGUAUAACCUGAUGAGGCUUUGCUGGAGCACACCGUCAUCGGACAGGCCCAGCUUCAGCAGCAUACAUCGGAUACUGGAGCGGAUGCAUCAGAGCACGCUGAGCAUCAGCGCCGAGGCUGAGGCCGACUGCUAACCGGGGGGGGGGGAAGAGUUGGGAAGAGAUUUGGUGACUGCAAACACUUUGAAGGAUUCUUCCAAUAAACAAACAGUACAAGUCAUUUUAGACCCUGUUUUCAAGAGACCCCAACCGGCACAGAUUAUAACAUGUUUUUGCAUCAUAAGCACCUCUCAUAGUUGAGGAAUUUGCAUCCAGCUUUCUUUCUCACUUCAGGGUUCUUAUUUGAAGAAAAGAACAAUUAGACCGGAGCAACUAGAACAUAUUUUUCUCUUUACGAAGCCCACAGCCUUAUUCUUUGAACACUCAAAGCCACAAACCAUACAAGUAUCUACAUGGAUGCUCAAACAUCACAGUUCAUCUACUUCAUGAGCAAAUGUUUUCUUUUUCCUUGUUCUUUUCAUUUUGUGACAGAUGUUCUGAUAACCAAACAUUGGAUUUAGAAAGACAAUGAGGCGUGAUAGUGAAAACACCUUUGUUGUUGUUGUUGUUGUUGUCUAUGGCAACAUUCCAACGUGGCACACAAUCACUUUAAACUAUUGCAGUUGAUUUUUUUUAAAGAAUAGUUGCUAUUUUCAUUUUUGGGGCAUUCUCGUUUUAUCUGUUUGUUUUCUUUUAUCAUUUAGUCGAUUUUUAUCUUUUCUCGUGUGUGCUAAUUUCACUUUGUUAGUCAUAACAACUAGAUUACAUGAGAAGAAAAAGUUAAUAAAUGAUUUCUUCCAAACAGCGUCAUCAUCUCGAAUUAGUAUCACAUUGAAGCGCACACACACACACAUUUGGUCUAAUUAGAAUUUGGCAGAAACUCAUUGACUAAAUGUAUUACUGUGCCCUAAAAAAGACUAUUUUUGCAGGGGAUUAAUGGGCAAAAUGUCCUCAGCCUAAAAAAAUACCCUCGGUCUGAAAGACCAAAGCUUUGAUUGGCUCCUGCAAAGACAGGAACUUUCAGCAAAGACAACACGGAUCCAACUUGACUCAUUUCAACUGUGUAUAAAAGCUGUGUUUUUUACACUAUUUCAGCAUUACAACCUUGUUUUAUCAGUGCACCUUGUCUUGUGGCAUUUAUUAGUUUCCGUUUGCUUUUUCCAGUAAUGUCCAAUGACAGAAAAUGUUUAUCUUAUCAACUGAUACCCAAAAUGCCUUGUGUGUGUUUGUUACAUAGCAUAAUAAUGCAGGCUUGUAAAGUAUGACAUUUCUUUUGUAUUGCUUGCAAAUAAACAUAACAAUUAC